Chironomus riparius is the source of this 2254-nucleotide messenger RNA. NCBI's taxonomy places the organism in Eukaryota, Metazoa, Arthropoda, Insecta, Diptera, Chironomidae. The record is from the annotation of a GenBank genome assembly.
UGGUUUUUGUUCAGCUUGUCAAGCUUUAAACUUUCAAAGAUAUAUAUCGAUGAUACUUUCGACAGUACAGUGUGAAUAUAUCCACAUUGGGUUUCUACCCGAAACACUAGUUUAUUUAACUUUCCAGUCAAAGUAUUGGUAAACAAUGGAGCGUGUAAAGAUAAAAUUAAUUUUUUUGAAUGGACGGGCAAUGACAUUUAAUGCUGAUGACUAUAUUAAACUUAGGACAGAAUAUAGAAUAAUUGGGAAAUUUAUUGGAGUUUCUGCACCUUAUCCUCGAAAUGUCAACUUGCAGAAUUUGCCAGCAUGUUACAGCGAUUAUGAGACUAGAUUAAUGAUUGACGAGGAUAUUGUUGAUAUUUAUCAGAAAGAUUUUGAGGAAGCACCAAGUGAAGAGAUGAAGGUAGCAUAUCAAGAUCAUCAAAAGGGAAUUCGUGAGGAAUUAAUGAAUGCACAUAUGAAAAAUAAGCUUGAAAUCACUAAGCAAAAUAUGCAGCAGAUAAUCAAGGGAAAGAGGAAGAAAAUGAUUAAAUCAGGCAUUGCUGAAAGCGAUAUUAACAUAACUGCGGAACAGAUUAUUAAGGAAGAGGAAAUGAGAUAUCGACAGACAUAUAAUCCACAAAAUCUUCAUUCACAAAUCCCUACUGAGCAUCCAUUUCAUCCAUCAAGAAGUAAAAAAAUUUACAGUUUUCCUGUAUCCAAUAAAGCAAAGUAUCAAGUGUUUUAUGAUCUCUGGAAGAAAGGCUUUUUUGUCACAAAUGCUGAAAAUUUUGGUGGAGAUUUUCUAACUUACAGCGGUGAUCCAAUAUACUUUCAUGCUACACAAAUUGUUCAUAUUAUCAACAGAGAAGAACUUUUGGAACCUCAUUUUCUCAUCAGCUGUGGUCGAUUAUCUGUGUCUGUGAAAAAGAAGUGCCUAUUUGCCUAUUUAAAUAAUGAUUCUGUCAUUUAUCAAACGCUCGAAUGGGACAAUCCAAAAAUUUUCGUAAAAAUUUACAGUGACAAAAUACAAGCGGAUCUUGGAAAGGCUGAACAGACAAUUUAUGCUGGAUUUGAUCCAACGAGUGACAGUCUUCAUGUAGGAAAUUUAUUAGUAUUACUUGGAUUAAUUCAUGCACAAAGAGGACAACAUCAACCGAUUGCAUUAAUUGGUGGUGCCACUGGAUUAAUUGGAGAUCCUAGUGGACGUAAUACGGAAAGGAAACUGCUGGAGAAUGAAAUUAUCAAGAAUAAUUUAAUAGGAAUUAAGAAACAGAUUAAUAGUAUAUUUGAUAAUCAUCAUACUUAUUUCUGGGAGAAGAAAUCAAAAAAAGAACAAUUAAAGGAACUGAUGAUUGUCAAUAAUGCUGAUUGGUAUGAAAACAUAAAUUUCGUAGACUUUAUAUCGAAAGUUGGUCGUCAUUUUCGUCUAGGUCAAAUGCUUUCUAGAACAUCUGUUCAAAGUCGCUUAGAAAAUGAGGAAGGAAUGUCAUUUACAGAAUUCACGUAUCAAGUAUUUCAAGCUUAUGACUGGCUUCAACUCUAUCAAAAAUAUAACUGCCGCUAUCAAAUGGGUGGCAUGGAUCAAAUGGGAAAUUUUAUGACUGGAUGUGAACUCAUUACUCGUGUAUUAAAGAAACAAGCUUUUGGACUGGCACUGCCAAUAAUUACGAAUGAAGAAGGUAACAAGUUUGGAAAAUCAGCUGGUAAUGCAGUAUGGCUUGAUUCAAAUAAAACAUCAGAAUUCUCAUUCUAUCAAUUUUUCUUGAGGCAACCUGAUAGUGAAGCUGAAAAGUUACUUAAACUAUUUUCUUUCCUGCCAACAAAUCAAGUAUUUGAUGUAAUUGAGAAGCAUAAAAGGAAUCCAGAAUUAAGAGAAGCACAAACAUUACUAGCUAAUCAGUUGACAUUACUUAUUCACGGUGAAAAUGGACUAAAGAAGGCACAAAAUGUCUCGAAUGCCUUAUAUAAUGGUGACAUUAAUGCUAUCGGUGAAAUGAAAAGUACAGAAGUCAAGGAAAUAUUCAGCGGUGCUCCAUACAAAGAAUUUCUCAUGGAAUCAGGAACAACUCUUAUGGAUUUAGCAUUAAAAGCUGAAUGUUUUAAGAACAAAAAUGAUGCACACCGAAUUAUAACGGCUGGUGGAUUUUAUAUCAACAUGAAAAGAAGCAUUAAUCCUCAAGAGAUAAUAGUGCCCAACAUACAUAUUCUCAACAAUGGCAUUUCUUUAAUUCGAGUAGGGAAGAGAAAUUACUAUAUUGUAAGAUGGUUGUAA